AUGAAGUAUAUAAUUGAGCAUAUGGAGGACGGUUUUAGUGAGUGGGUCAUUCUGGAGUAUUCCCAGAUUAUUCGCGAUGUCGGUGCCAACAACUUAAUUUUAUCAUCACUACCUGAAGGUACCACUGAAAAGGAUAUCCCUAAGAGGCUACUGGACCUUGGUUUGAGAUGGACUUGCGCAGAUUUGGCAGGGCUUCAGAAAUCCUUCCCAGACUUAACACCUCUCCAGAAUAAAAGAGUAUGCCUCUUGGAUCCUAGAGCUAGUGAGGAUUUACAGCCUUGCGAUGUCGACCAAUUCGAUUAUUUUGUAUUUGGUGGUAUAUUAGGUGAUCAUCCACCAAGGGACCGUACAAGCGAAUUAAAGAUAGCUUAUCCUAAUUUGGUUGUUGGUAGAAGAUUGGGUGACAAGCAAAUGACCACUGAUACGGCCGUGAGAACCACUCAGCUCAUAGUCAAAAGUGGAACAAAAUUCGAGGACAUUAAAUUUAUGGACUACCCCGAAUUUAGGUUUAACAAGUAUGAAGCAACUGAGAUGCCUUUUAGAUAUGUGAUGAAUAGCGAAAGCAAGCCGAUUCUGCCAGAAGGUAUGUUAAACUUGAUUAAGAAAGAUUCCCAACAAAGUUUAGAUGAUCUUUUGUAG
Molecule: messenger RNA, 639 nt
Organism: Naumovozyma castellii
Lineage: Eukaryota; Fungi; Ascomycota; Saccharomycetes; Saccharomycetales; Saccharomycetaceae
Gene: SFM1
Product: protein-arginine N-methyltransferase SFM1
Exons: 1
Coding region: 1-639 (212 amino acids)
Source: RefSeq, a predicted model, not a curated record